Molecule: messenger RNA, 1100 nt
Organism: Neurospora tetraspora
Lineage: Eukaryota; Fungi; Ascomycota; Sordariomycetes; Sordariales; Sordariaceae
Exons: 1
Coding region: 318-875 (185 amino acids)
Source: RefSeq, a predicted model, not a curated record
AUGGUGCCAUUGACCAUGACAGCGCCGAUUUGCUCUUCGUCGUCGUUCUUUAUGCACUCAACGGCUCAUAAAGUUGAUAUGUCGCCAGCAUCAUGAUUUCCAUGCGCAAAGGCACCAAUGCGUCCGAUAUCGUGGGUCAUCUUGCAGGAGGGUCCAAAGAGGGUCCAAGGGAGGUCCAGUCAUCGCCGUCGUCGUCCGGUCAAAUCUCGCUGUCUCCCCAGAAGAAUCUUCCAGCCAGGUUCCGUCUCGAGUCCUCGACCCAAACCGCCCUCUCCAUCUCCUGUUCCAACGCCCCAAUCGCAUAAUGGCCUUUUUCCAUGUCCUUCCCUCACGCCCCAUUGACUGCGCUCAUCAGCUUUGUUGAUAUGGCGAUCACCACCGCCGUCGCAUUGCCAUCGUUCAAUUUUCGCCCCUUCAUGUUGUCCAAGUGCGCCGACCGGCAUGUGUCGAACCAUUGCUCAAGUGGGACAUGCCGAGGAUGGACUCCGUCUUCUCCGAUUGUGGUGAGCCGUGAACGGCAAGAUCAGUCGUUGGUCUGGCCAGACCCUCGAAUCGUGCAGAUGCCGGUGGAACAACUUCGGCAUCACCAUAUCGCUCCUCUCUUCGUGAUAGGGAUCAAUUUGGGCCGGAUCAUCGUCGAUAAGACCGGCGCAUUACUCCAAGCUGUCCUUCGCGCCGUGUGUAGCCAUGUCCGCAAGGCGACAUUGUCGAAGAGGACGCGUCGAGUCGGUGGAUUGUUGACGUGCCUGUGCAAUGCAGCCAUCGUAGCAAAAGUUGGUGAUCGAUUCCCUAUUCACUCGCUCACCAGCCAAGCCCUUUGCACUCUCCCUUACCCAGUCCAAUUGCGGUCCCCUUGCGCUCUCCUCGUCGCGUGAAUCCAACACAUUCCGAUCCGAUCAUCAAGUCCAACGGCGGUUUCGUAGUAUGGAUCGUUUUGGAAGGCGUAACACAUCGUGUGUAACCGGGCCACAAUCGGAAGUGGUUGAAAAGGUGGGCAUACCGAUGAAUGUCUCCGAGUGAACACCGGCAUCAAGAACUCGGACACAUUCGUAGGUGACUUGUUGAGACCUGAGGAUGCGUCCAAAUGUAUCGAAUUUUGC